AUGACAGAAAAAGCCGAGCAACAAAGUGAUCUCAGUUCCGAUUCCAAUGCACUCGCUAGUAGGAGUGAAUCGGUCGAGGCAGCUGACAAUGUGGUGGACUGGGAUGGCUCAAAUGAUCCCGAAAUGCCAACGAACUGGCCAACACGAAAAAAGGCCGCAAUAGUUUUUGUGGUGACCUUGAGCCGCUUCCUGACGACAUUCGCAUCCUCCAUGAUGUCCCCAGCCCUGGGUCAGAUCCAGAAUGAGUUUAAAACCACCGAAACCGUCGCCACUCUCACGCUCUCUAUAUAUAUGGUUGGAUAUGCCAUUGGACCUCUCUUAUUUGCUCCAUUGUCAGAAGUGUACGGUCGCUGCCGCAUCUACCACACUGGACACAUAUGGUAUACCAUCGUUUCAGUAGGCUGUGCGCUCUCGCCUAACACUGGUGCACUAUUAGUGUUUCGACUUCUGGCUGGGUUCACCGGUGGAGUGCCAGUUGCAAACGCAGGCGGCACUAUUGCAGACAUGAUCCCCCGAAACCGACAUGGCCUAAUAAUGAGUAUCUUUAACGCAGCCUUGCUCCUAUCACCAACUCUGGCCCCGGUAGCGGGCGGCUUUCUAGCAGAAACCAAGGGAUGGCGGUGGAUCUUCUGGCUAAUGACAAUACUAAGUGGAGUCACAACCAUCGUAGGCUUUAUACUUCUGCGAGAGACCUACAGUCCCGUCAUACUCCAGCGCAAGGCCGCCCAGCUUCGGCGUGAAACCGGAAACCAGCUUCUCCAUGCUCGCGGCAAUGCUAAUGUCCCUACAAAGCAGAAAGUACUGCAAGCCUUACGGCGGCCUGCCUUACUACUCUGCACUCAUCCCCUUCUCAUGCUUGGAUCAGUGUAUAUGGGCUUUAUCUAUGGUGUUACCUACCUGCUUUUCACAUCCAUUCCUCUUGUGUUUCGGGACUUGUAUGGAUGGAGUGAAGGGCGUUUGGGUCUUGCUCCUCUGGGAGUUGGAAUAGGAUCACUGCUGGCACUGUUAGUGACUGGGAGGUACAGUGAUCGGAUGUAUGUUCGCCAGCAGCAGAAAUUAGGUCAUGAGACUGGACUUCCGGAGUGUCGCCUAUUCUUUCUGUUCCCUGCAACAAUAGCACUCCCAUUUGGUCUCAUUCUCUACGGCUGGACUGCACAAUUCCAAACGCACUGGAUUGUACCCAUCAUCGGUACUGCAAUCUUCGGCGGAGGAAUGAUCUUCGCAUUUAACAGCGUCAAUACCUACCUAGUGGACGUCUUCUCCAAGUAUGCCGCCAGUGCAUUAGCAGCAGUCAGCUUCAUUCGCUGUAUAUCUGGUGGCGCGCUGCCGCUUUGUGGGCCUCGACUAUAUGAACGCCUGGGAUAUGGCUGGGGUAAUAGUUUACUUGGUUUUCUAGCACUCUUCUUUGGGACUGGGUCUUUGGCACUUUGGCGGCUUGGUACGAAGCUGAGGGAGAGAUACAAGGGUCAUGAAAUUCCAGUCGGGAUGGAGAAAAGCCACCUCGUCGUCAUGAACGUGAUCAUGGAGGAAUUCAAAGGCACUCCCUAUGCCUUCUCGAGUCUAAGCAUAGUGGGCGGAGGAUUGAUGAAUUUCACCUAUAGAGGUUACCUCAUGUCUCUCUGCAAUGAUCCACCAUCUGUGAUAGUAAAGCAUGCCGAAGCGUACUGGCCUGGCUCAGUUGGGAUUUCUGUCCCGAUAGAUCGCUGUUUUGUUGAACAGACUAUGCUGCAUGCCGUCGGAGAUACACUAUCAGCCGUUAUGCACGAUUUCAUUUGUGUCCGUACCCCGCAACUCUACCACUUUAGCCCAAAGAGCCAUACGAUCAUCCUGGAAAAUAUGGGUGAGAACAAGAGCCUCGAUGAUAUCCUCAACAAUGCAACCACAUCGAAAAGUAUUUCGUCGAAAACGGCAACUUCCAUUGGCAGGGCUCUGGGAAUCUGGGCUGCGUCAUUCCACAACUGGACCCGAAAGGAAAUGAAAAAAGAUGUUGCACUCAGUAUUCGGAAACAUCAGAUAUCGCAUGAAUUCCUCGACAAGUUUACCAUAGGCAAAAUUUUGGCCAACACCAUUGAUCCGCUCGUCCGGCGAUACAUUUUGGAAGAACAAGGACGAGUUCGUGAAAGCUUGGACGUUGUACACGGUGAUUUUUCAACCAGAAACAUCGUACCACAAAACUUGCCACCACAAAAUCCUGGUCAUCUGGUCAAACUGGCUAUUGUGGAUUGGGAAACUUGUCGCUAUGGGUCUCACGCCGAGGACAUUGCACUGAUGAUGUUUACCCUUUAUAAACAGCAUUAUCUGGAUAGUGACAACGGCGGUCGAGCUAUGAAGAUGAUAAACGGUUUCGUACGAGGGUACGGUCGCCUUGAUCAAGAGCUGGCUUUCAAAAUUGCAAUUCGAGUGGGCAUUUGCCUCUUUGCGUGGACCUUGUAUCGCCCUGAAGUGACCAAGGACGAUAUGGAGGAAAUCACUGGUAUUUCCCAGCAGCUGAUCAUCAAAGGAUCGGAAAAAGACCAGGCAUGGUUAGAAAAGAGUUUUGUUGGUUGCCUAUUUGGACACAUUUGA
Penicillium mononematosum is the source of this 2565-nucleotide messenger RNA. RefSeq lists its product as uncharacterized. The record is from RefSeq and is a predicted model, not a curated record. NCBI's taxonomy places the organism in Eukaryota, Fungi, Ascomycota, Eurotiomycetes, Eurotiales, Aspergillaceae. The transcript has 10 exons. Bases 1 to 2565 code for a protein of 854 amino acids. Gene Ontology annotation, biological process: transmembrane transport. Gene Ontology annotation, molecular function: transmembrane transporter activity.